Molecule: messenger RNA, 3423 nt
Organism: Pyrus x bretschneideri (Chinese white pear)
Lineage: Eukaryota; Viridiplantae; Streptophyta; Magnoliopsida; Rosales; Rosaceae
Product: cation-chloride cotransporter 1
Biological process (GO): monoatomic ion transport; transmembrane transport
Cellular component (GO): membrane
Molecular function (GO): chloride:monoatomic cation symporter activity
Source: RefSeq, a predicted model, not a curated record
GUCUCAAGGUUUCUUCAAUUCAAAGCCGCCUCUUUCUUUCUUUUUCUCUGCGGUUCUUUGAACAAUCAAUAUCCAAUAAUAUCAUCGUUUCUUAAUUUUCCACAAAUAUUAUAUAAAAAUCCUUUCUUUCUAUCUCUUCUCUCUCGCACAGAUCUAAAUCCACCUUCUAUAGGAGUAGCUUUGUAUCGGAUCGAUCCAAACAGGGGAUAAGAAAUGGACAAUGUCGACGUCGAAGCUGGUGCGGAAAACGAGUUCCGUGGCCAGAGGGGUCGCAAGUACCGCCCCGUCGUCGACAACGAUCGGGCCGUGCUCGAGAUGUCGCCCAUGGAUCCUUCCUCCUCCUCUUCUUCGUCGUCUUCUCUCCCGGUUCACCAGGCUUCCCUCAAGAAAAUAAAAGUGAGCACACAAGAAAACAUGGGUUCUAACAUAAAUGAAGGGCCUUCUACUCAAGUGCAAGACAAAGGCCCUCAGAAAGAAUCCAAAUUGGAACUAUUUGGUUUUGAUUCUCUUGUCAACAUUCUUGGUCUGAAGAGUAUGACGGAUGAGCAGACUGCAGCACCAUCAAGUCCUAGAGAUGGUGAAGAUAUUGCUAUCACUCAGGGGCGACCAAAGCCAAGUGAUCUCAAACUGGGAACAUUGAUGGGUGUAUUUGUGCCGUGCCUUCAGAACAUUUUGGGAAUUAUCUACUAUAUCCGAUUUUCUUGGAUUGUUGGUAUGGCUGGCAUAGCUGAGUCACUAUUCUUGGUUUCCUUCUGUGGCUUGUGUACUUUCCUGACUGCAAUAUCAUUGAGCGCAAUUGCAACCAAUGGUGCUAUGAAGGGUGGUGGACCUUACUAUCUAAUUGGUCGUGCUCUUGGUCCAGAAGUUGGAGUUAGCAUUGGGUUAUGUUUCUUUCUAGGAAAUGCUGUUGCUGGAUCUCUUUAUGUCUUGGGAGCUGUUGAAACCUUCUUGAAAGCUGUGCCAGCAGCUGGGAUUUUUAAAGAGACCACAAGAGUUAAUGGAACAUCAAUUGCAAUACAGAGUCCGAGUUCUCAUGACCUGCAAAUCUAUGGGAUAGUUGUGACUAUUCUUUUGUGCUUUAUUGUGUUUGGUGGUGUGAAAAUGAUCAAUCGGGUUGCACCUGCCUUCCUCAUACCCGUUUUGUUCUCACUGUUCUGCAUAUAUAUCGGGAUUGCUUUGGCGAGGAAGAAUCACCCUGUAGAUGGGGUCACGGGCUUGAGUUCGCACUCUUUCAAAGAAAACUGGGGCUCAGAUUAUAAGAAGACCAAUAACAAUGGAAUUCCUGAUCCUGACGGAAAAGUAUCCUGGAAUUUCAAUGCAAUGGUCGGCCUCUUUUUCCCUGCUGUGACAGGAAUUAUGGCAGGUUCAAAUCGGUCAGCCUCACUGAAAGAUACUCAGCGUUCAAUUCCUAUUGGAACACUGGCUGCAACUCUUUCAACUACUGCAAUGUAUCUGGUCUCUGUGUUACUAUUUGGAGCUCUUGCAACCAGGGAGAAGCUUCUGACUGACAGGCUACUUUCGGCUAGAAUUGCUUGGCCUUUCCCAGUAUUCAUUUACAUUGGAAUAAUUCUUUCAACCUUAGGUGCCGCUCUUCAAAGCCUGACUGGUGCCCCCCGUCUCCUAGCAGCAAUAGCCAAUGAUGACAUUUUACCUGUUCUUAACUACUUUCGGGUUUCAGACGGAAAUGAGCCUCACAUUGCUACCUUGUUUACGGCGCUCCUCUGUAUCGGGUGUGUCGUUAUUGGGAACCUGGAUCUUAUCACGCCAACUAUAACUAUGUUUUUCCUUCUGUGUUAUGCGGGUGUGAACUUAUCUUGCUUCCUUCUGGAUCUUCUAGAUGCUCCCAGUUGGCGUCCUCGGUGGAAAUUUCACCACUGGAGCCUCUCUCUUCUUGGAGCCACACUUUGUAUAGUGAUCAUGUUCUUGAUCUCUUGGUCAUUCACUAUUGUGUCUCUAGCCCUGGCAAGCCUUAUAUAUUAUUAUGUGAGCAUCAAAGGCAAGGCUGGGGACUGGGGUGAUGGUUUCAAGAGUGCAUAUUUCCAACUAGCACUCCGCAGUCUUCGAUCUCUAGGAGCAAACCAGGUACACCCAAAGAAUUGGUAUCCCAUCCCCUUGAUAUUCUGCCGGCCAUGGGGGAAGCUGCCAGAAAAUGUGCCCUGCCAUCCCAAACUUGCUGACUUUGCCAACUGUAUGAAGAAGAAGGGCAGGGGAAUGUCCAUUUUUUUCUCUAUUCUAGACGGUGAUUACCGUGAAUGUGCUGAAGAUGCUAAGACUGCAUGCAAACAGCUUGCGACCUACCUUGACUACAAGAAUUGUGAAGGUGUAGCUGAGAUUGUCGUGGCCCCCAGUAUGUCUGAAGGCUUUCGGGGCAUCGUCCAGACAAUGGGUCUUGGAAACCUCAAGCCAAACAUUGUAGUGAUGCGGUAUCCUGAGAUAUGGCGUCGUGAAAACUUAACGGAAAUUCCAGCCACUUUCGUUGAAAUAAUUAACGAUUGCAUUGUUGCGAACAAGGCCGUUGUCAUCGUCAAGGGACUUGAUGAAUGGCCUAAUGAGUAUCAGAGGCAGUAUGGUACCAUUGACUUAUACUGGAUUGUGAGAGAUGGAGGUCUCAUGCUGCUUCUGUCCCAGCUCCUCCUCACGAAGGAAAGCUUUGAGAGUUGCAAAAUCCAGGUUUUCUGCAUCGCAGAGGAGGAUACUGAUGCGGAGGGGCUCAAGUUUGAUGUGAAAAAGUUUCUAUAUGAUCUUCGGAUGCAUGCUGAAGUGAUUGUUGUAACAAUGAGAUCGUGGGAUGUGCAAGCAGAUGGUGGGUCUCCUCAAGAUGAAUCUGUGGAGGCGUUCACUGGUGCUCGGCGGCGGAUAGCUGAUUACAUGGCUAACAUGAAGGCAAUAGCUGAGAAACAAGGGACCCCGCUGAUGGCUGACGGGAAGCAAGUUUUUGUGGAUGAACAGCAGGUGGAGAAGUUUCUUUACACUACUCUGAAGCUGAACUCGACAAUACUCAGAUACUCGAGAAUGGCAGCGGUUGUGCUUGUGAGCUUACCUCCACCGCCGGCCAACCAUCCUGCAUAUUUCUACAUGGAGUACAUGGAUUUGCUGGUGGAGAACGUGCCGAGACUUCUGAUGGUGAGAGGAUACCGUAGAGACGUUGUAACUCUAUUCACAUAGUUUCAGUGGAAGACUGCGUCCGUCCUGGAAUGGUAAAUUACCGCAUUUUCCAACACUAGUUGUUCAUAAUUUUUUUUUUUAACUUUUGUAGUUUAAAACGUUACAUUCAGUUCAUUUCACCGUCCCUAUGGCUAGAGCAGCAUUUUACUAGUUCCCUUAAUUUGUUUUUGUAAAAUUUUGAAAUUUAGACUUUUUUUCGGAUUCAUACAGCCGACCCCGCGUAGGGUGAUAAGUUUUUGCUAUUGUUGUCAUCUUGCA